UUUUAUCAUUACUUUACAAGCACUUAAUUGAGAAGGAUUUCAUUUUGACAAUAAGAAAUCAGCUGGCCAAGUUGUCCAAAAAAUAUAGAAAAAGGAGGGCAUAAUCGAUGAUGUCAUACUCUAUUUUGUUGUAAUAUUUUCCCAAAAGAUUCUUUUCGAUAAGAUAACCUACAGAGGCACGAUGACAGAGAAUCAGAGUGCGUCAGCUUCUCAAGUUAAAGAUCCGUCUGUGAGUGUGAUAGAGAAACAAACACAGAGAAGGAUCUUUAAGAUAAUUGUUAUAGGAGAUUCCAAUGUAGGGAAAACGUGCUUAACUUACAGGUUCUGCACCGGAAAGUUUCCAGAUAAAACAGAGGCAACUAUAGGCGUGGACUUCAGAGAAAGAACUGUGGACGUGGACAAGGAACAGAUAAAGCUGCAGCUUUGGGACACUGCAGGGCAAGAAAGAUUCCGAAAAUCCAUGGUACAGCAUUACUACAGAAAUGUGCAUGCUGUGGUUUUUGUAUAUGAUGUCUCAAAGAUGUCCUCUUUUGAGAACAUGCCAGGAUGGAUUGAGGAAUGUGACAGACACAAUCUGAACAGGGAGAUUCCUCGUAUUCUAGUCGGAAACAAGUGUGAUAUGACUGAUAAGGUUGCAGUAAACACAAACCUGGCCCAGAAGUUUGCCGAUUCUCACACAAUGCCUCUGUUUGAGACAUCAGCAAAAGAUGAUGAAAAGGCAAACCAUAUUGAUGCUAUAUUUUUGACUCUUGCCCACAAACUGAAGAACAGCAAGCCAAUGAUGUCUCCAUACAUUGGUCCAGGUGGCUAUCCCAGCAAUGUUGAAGUGGUGACGGUGGGAAAAUCCAUGGAGUCGCGAGGUCUCCAGAAAAUGGCUGUAGAGGACAAACGAGAUCAGUGUUCAUGUUAACAAGUCAGGUGAUGGUUAUACCAUGCAGUUAACAAAAAGGAUGUUGACCAAAGUGGAAUCCACUUGAUAGUGUAAAUCAUUUACCUGGGUACUGAUUGUCUUCAAAAUUAUGAUGAAUUCUAACUUCAUGAUCAAAUAGUUUUCUCAUAACCUUAAUGUACUGUGCUUAGUCUGUAUUUAUCAAUAUAUUUUGCUUUAUAUUUCAAUUCCAUUCAUAGAUAGUGUCAAACACCUUGGUCUGUUGAAUGCAUAUUUCAAGAAUCAGAAUCUUUAUUGGUGAAAUGGUUGUUUAUCUCGUUUCAGUUAGUAUUUGUCACAUCAGUGUAAAUUCACCCAAAAUAUGACUCGAUGAUUUUUCACCUGUAAAUGUAUUAAUUUUUGUGGGUGUCUAAUUUUCAUUGUUUUCAUGGUACAGACAUAUUGUCAAAUUAUUCAGGAGCAUCUUUAGGAGCUACCAUUAGGAUGGACAGCUCCUCCAGCAAGAAAUCAAGAUGCCGUUUCUCUAACCACAAAAAAUUGACCCCAAACUACAAAUUUGAUCCUACAGAUAUAUAUGCUGCUAUUUGUGAUUGUGAAAACUUGGGUAAGGUGUAUGCAGAAUUGAACUCUGCAUUAGUACAUGUAUGUUUGUGUUUUUGCAGGUUAUUUCGUCAUGUGUUGCAUUUGACUCAAAGAUACAAACAAAGUACAAAAUAAUGUUCUUUGUUAUAGAAUGAUUGUAUUUAUCUUUGUCAUGCAUAUUCAAAAUAUUAUUUUGAAUAUGUAUAUUCAUUUCUUGAAAAAAGUGAUACAAAGAAAUAUGAAAGUUUUUAUCUGUAAAGUUAAAUUCUGUUUUCGUUGUAAUAUUAAGUGCUCCACCAUAUACAAGCAAAUUGUUUGCAGCAUUGGUUUCUAAUUUACAUAAUUUCAAGUUUGAACACUGUACAAGAUUUUUUUGAUCAAUCAAUGAAGCAUUCAAAUUUUCACCAUGCUAUACCAUGUGCUCCUGCAAGCUUUCAUCGAAGUAGUCUCAUUGUCUGUAAUGGUAAGUUCCAACAUGGCCAGUGGGCCUUGAGUUGGAUGAGACAAUUUUUACCCAAAGUAGCUAUAUGUAAAUGACCAACCAGUCACUAAUGUUGCUACUUUUUAGAGCAUAGGCAUUCCAACAUUACUGCUUUUGAUUAUCAUAACUCAGUAUUAUUCCUAGUUAUGUCUACAUUAUAAGUCACUAGCAUCUACUAGCUAGCUACGAUUGUUGUAUUAUAAACCCUUGUAGUGGUUUUCAGGAUAUUAAAGUGGUCAGAAUCUCCAAGCAAAAAUGAUUAGUUUCAUAUUUACUGUGCUAUUUUUAUGCGCCCGUCAUUAAAUGGGACGUAUUAUGUUAUGGCGCUGUCUGUGCGUCUGGCUGACUGUCCGUCCGUCUGGGGUCAUGUUUUUUGGACUUUUUUCCGUAACAAAUGCAUAUACAACUUUGAAAUUUGGUCACAAUAUCUCCCUCAAGAAUUAUAAAAGUGAGUGUGCAUUUCAGCUGGAUUGGUCUAUUCUUGACCUACUUUAAGGCUAUAAGUAGGUCAAACAGUUUUCCGGACUUUUUUCGUUACAGAUAUUGCCCUGAAAUUUCCACAUAAGCUUUCUUUCAGAGGAAUACAAACUCAGUUUGCAUUUCAGCUGGAUUGGUUCGUCCAUCGGUGACCUAUAUUAGGACUUAAAGUAGGUGAAAGUUUUCCAGGCUUUUUUUUUCAUUAUGGAUACAGAUAUUGCUCUGAAAUUUAGUCAAAGGCUUCCUCUUGGAGGAAUACAAGUUUAGUGUGCAUUUCAGCUGGAUUGGUCUGUCCUUGACCUACUUUAGGGCUAUAAGUAAGUCAAACAGUUUUCUGGGCUUUUUUUCAUAAUGGAUACAGAUAUUACCCUGAUAUUUAGUCAAAAGGCUUCCUCGCAGGGGAACACAGGUUCAGUUUGCAUUUCAGCUGGAUUGGUCCAUCCUUGACCUACUUUUGAACUAAAAAUAGGUCAAACAGUUUUCCUGGCUUUUUUUUUCAUUACGGAUACAGAUAUUGUCCUGAUAUUUAGUCAAAAGGCUUCCUCUCAGAGGAACACAAGUUCAGUUUGCAUUUCAGCUGGAUUGGUCCAUCCUUGACCUACUUUUGGACUAAAAAUAGGUCAAACAGUUUUCCUGGCUUUUUUUCCAUUACGGAUACAGAUAUUGCCCUGAUAUUUAGUUAAAGGCUUCCUUUCAGAGGAAGACAAGUGCAGUUUGCAUUUUAGCUGGAUUGGUGCACUAUGACCUACAGUGCUUUAGGGGUAGAAGUAGGUCAAACAGUUUUUCAGAUUUUUUUGGUAUGGUCACAGGUAUUGCUCUGAAAUUUAGUCACAACCUCCCUUUCAGAGAAUACAUAAUCAGUUCACAUUUCAACUUAAUUGGUGGAUCAUGACCUACUUUAGGGCGAAAAGUAGAUCAAAUGGUUUCCUGGACUUUUUAUCAUCAUAGAUAGAUAUUGCACUGACAUUUUGUCACAACCUCACUCUCAGAGAAAUACAUAAUCAGCUCACAUGUCAGAUGGAUUGGUGCAUCAUGACUCACUUUAAGGCUUUUCUAUUCAGAAUGUGUGUUGUAUCAAUUCAGAGUGCACAAUAUGCUUCCAGGUUGAAUUUCACUGUCCGACGGGCGUGUAUUGUACAGUUAGCGGUACUCGUGUUUUUUAAUAUUUAUGGCCCUAAGACUUAAGAUUGUAGGCAUAUUGUUUUUGGUCUGUCAUUCUCUUUGUUUUCUUUUGAACUAUACAUGAUAAGAGAUUUUCUGCUUUGUGAUCAAGUGAAAGAUCAAAGCUAUGCAUCUGAUAAAUGAUUAAAGGUUGUAUUUCCAUAAUUAAACAAGGUUAUUCUUAGAAGCACAGUAAUUCAUAAGUUCAUUUCAACUCAAAUAUAAAAACACACUAUGUUGAUAACUUGAUACACCCUCUAUAUAGUCAUGUUUGACACAAAGCACAACUAGUCUCUCUUAAUUAAUGUCUAUUAGUUUAAGAAUUAAUAAAAGAGAAUUGCUAGUCACUUAGAGUAAUAUGUGUAUAUUAAUUGUAAUUGUUGUUGCACUCUUGGUGAGUUGGAGAGAGAUAUUGAAAUAACCUUCUUUGUCUAUGUAUUGUUAUGGAAUGUUGGACCACAUUGAUGUAUGGAAUAUGUUGGAUGCUGAUACAUGAUGCAGUGGUUGCUUGUAUGACCAGAGGAGGUAUACGUGGAUUAUCUAUGGAACAGAAAAAAGUCAUCAGGUCUGCUAGUCUUGGGUUGAAGAAUCCAGAGAAUGUUAAAAGCUGGAUGAUACUAUGACACAGUACAAAGACUUGAGUUUUCUCAUGCAGGAGUUAAGGGAAUGUCGCAAGGAUUGGGGGAGAGGGUAUAUAUGUUCUUGUCAUUGGACAAGAACAGAGAAAUAGUAUAUUGAAUACAUUAAAAGGGAAUUCUCAUGAGCAAUAUGUAGGAGAAACCGGUUAUCAUACUGCACAGGGAAGAUAUUGUGGGCACUUUAAGACACUAUAAUACACCAGUUACCAGUGCAAAAAUGAACUCAUCUUACAAUGCGGUGGGGGUUCUGUCACAAGAUGUACGUUGUAACCUUGCACAUGGUGGUCAGUCUCAUUUCAUUCCUAGAAUAUAACCACAAACAUAUUUUGAUAUAAAGUCUGGGGUUUGAAUCUGACAGAUGUUUGAUUUUACUCCUGCUGCAUCCUUUUCAGAGAGGAAAUGCUCCAAAAUUGAUAGAACCACUGGUAAUGUAGUGCAGUAAAAUUGAUUGGAAUACUUUGCACAAAAUUUUGCUCUAGCUGACAGAAUCAUCUUUAUUUAUUGCCUUGGUCUUGAUUCAAAGCUACUAAAAAAAAUUUACAUCUAAAGAUGGUUUAUCAAAUUGCAGUUGAAAUGAAGUUCAGGUUUCCCAUUUAUAAUGUCUACUGUGGAAUGUAGUUUGAGUUCCAUCUCUGCAAUUUAUUUUUCUGUGAUCACCUUAUUAUAUUCAGGAUGUCUUUCAUCUAUGUUGACUUGUCAUUGUGUUAAGGUAUGUGUAUGAUAUAACUGCUGUACUUGUGGUAAUAGUUAGACAAAUACUCAUGUGGUUGGUUGCAUUACUCUAUACUGAGCGGCACUGUAUGUUUAUUUGUUAAUGACUAAUUUUGUUGUGUGAAGUUUCAUGUAUUAAAUAACAAAGUUUAUUAGGGUGCUUUAGAGGUGUGGGAUCAUACAUAAUUAUUAUAUGUUCAUGUGUAAAACACUAGUACAUGUAUUAUACAUUGAUUUAUGUUAAAACAUUAUUUAUUAUCAACAACUACGAUGAUGUUGACUGCAAGUUUCCAAUGUAAUCUUGUUUAUAUAUUUUGGGUUGAUGGAAAUAUUUGAGCAUUAAAUCAUCUUUCAUCUCCAUUAGGUAAAAGUUUUUCUAGCCAAACAAAUUUUGAGUCAGACCCCCUCCCACUCUUUUUGAUAGCCUAUUUCAUGUCAGAUUUAUAAAGGCAAAAGUACUUCUCAGCUGACACCUCCUGAGCAAUAUGGAGUUAUUAAGACUUUUGCUUCAUCUACAUGUUCCUAUAUGGAACCUCUUAGUAUUCAUCAUAUUAAAAGUAUGUUGUACGUAGCAUACGAUAAUAUAAUUUAAAGCUUUUAUUAACCUUUGACUUGUAUGUUCAUCUUGGUACAUUAUAACUUUUCAGUAUUUAUUUUCUAACACUCCAAUAUUUUAAUGUUUUAGGAAUAUAUUUGGAAUAAUACCAUGUUGUCGGUAUGUUCCUGUCCUUAAUGUAUUGCUUUCUUACUGAGAAAUGAUGGAAGGGUAAUACUUAACACAAAGGUUGAUUAUGGCCAAAUGGUGUGUUAUGAUCUGAUCCAAGGUCAAAGCCAUUUGUUUCAUUUGUAUGUUGUUUUACGUUUCAUUCCUGUAGAGACAUCACCUGCAUUAAGUGUAGUGCCACAAAUGUUGACCUAUGUAUGGCAAUCAGGGCCAACGGGACCUUCAUUUUUAAUUUCAUAUCAGAAAGAUAUAUUUGACAUUUACUUCCUAUGUCACUGGUGCUUCGCAAAGGAACAGUCACUACCUACCGGUAUGUUAAAAGGCUUAAGUUUUGCGUGACACUGGGAUCAAACCCAGGCCUUCUGGUUACAAAGCAAACAUCCUAUAACCACUUGGCCAUUGAUCAAAGUCAUAGUGAGAAAUGACUUCAGAUUGGGUGGACUAUAAUAUUCCAGUGAGAAUUGACUGUGAUUUUUAACAAAAUUGUUCAGCUGAUAGAAGACUAUCAGUUUGCUUGUCAGUGUAAGAUAUACAUGUAUUGUCCCGAUUAGAGGUACAUUAAUUGAAUAAUUUUGUGGUUUAUACUUUUCUCUGUUUCUUUAAAAGGUUAUUAUAAUGCACUUGAAAGCAUUUAAGCAUAAAAUCUGAUACAAUAAAUGUUGUAUUGUUCAUGGUCAUAAGAAUUCCAUCUAUUUAUUGUUGUGAAUAAAAUGUAAAUAUAUUUUAA
Molecule: messenger RNA, 6390 nt
Organism: Ostrea edulis (European flat oyster)
Lineage: Eukaryota; Metazoa; Mollusca; Bivalvia; Ostreida; Ostreidae
Product: putative Ras-related protein Rab-33
Exons: 2
Coding region: 182-910 (242 amino acids)
Biological process (GO): Rab protein signal transduction
Cellular component (GO): endosome; Golgi apparatus
Molecular function (GO): GTP binding; GTPase activity
Source: RefSeq, a predicted model, not a curated record